CUCUCCGCCUCAUUUCACAGCUUCCUCCUAAUUCUCCCUCUUCUAUUGCCUUUAACAUGGCACCAAAGAAAGUAGAGCCCAAGAAAGAGGCAAAUAAAGCAGGUACAUCUGAACCGGAGAAGCCCAAGGAACCUGACUUUGACCCAAAGAGCAUUGCAAUUGAGUUCACUGCAGAACAGAUUGAAGAGUUUAAAGAGGCCUUCAUGCUGUUUGAUAGAACACCUAAAGGAGAAAUGAAGAUCUCUUACGCUCAGUGUGGAGACGUGAUGAGAGCUUUGGGUCAAAACCCUACCAAUGCUGAGGUCAUGAGGGUGCUGGGUAAACCCAAACCUGAAGAAUUGAACACCAAGCUCAUGGAUUUUGAGACCUUCCUGCCCAUGUUUCAGCACGUAUCCAAGUCAAAGGACCGCGGCACGUUCGAGGACUUUGUGGAAGGGUUGCGUGUCUUUGACAAAGAAGGAAAUGGCACUAUAAUGGGAGCAGAGCUUCGCCAUGUUUUACAGACAUUAGGGGAGAAAAUGACAGAAAAUGAGGUCGAACAAGUCUUAGCAGGACAAGAAGACGCUAACGGCUGCAUCAACUAUGAAGCUUUUGUUAAAUACAUCAUGUCUGGAUAAAUUUUAAUAUCACAGACAAAGCAUUGGAGUUACGGAUUUGUCAGUCCUGAGGUGUCUGGAACCCAGAAGAAAUUGGAGAACAAAUCUAUUCAUACAAUUUUUGUUACCCCCAAUAUCUUUUUUUUUUAAAACUAUUUAUGUAAUGUUCUUGGUGUCUUGAAUAAAUCGUUCAAAUAAA
Messenger RNA from Hemibagrus wyckioides, 795 nucleotides. It is a transcript of the gene myl4, whose product is annotated as myosin, light chain 4, alkali; atrial, embryonic. Gene Ontology annotation, cellular component: myosin II complex. NCBI's taxonomy places the organism in Eukaryota, Metazoa, Chordata, Actinopteri, Siluriformes, Bagridae. The transcript has 7 exons. The coding region runs from base 57 to 617 and encodes 186 amino acids. Gene Ontology annotation, molecular function: calcium ion binding. The record is from RefSeq and is a predicted model, not a curated record.